CUGAUAAUUAGUGAAGGAGAUUUGGCUGUUCAGCUCUUUCAAUUCCAUACAAAUUGAGGUUGCUCUGCAACAUGCUUAAGCAAUUUUAAUGUUGAAAAUCUUUGUCCCGAGGGAUUUGAAAAUCCAGCCCCCAGAGGAAGCAAAAUCAAAUUCUACUACUAUUCUCGGCUUAAGGAUGGGAGGAACUGAAGAAAGAGAUAAACAUGAGGAUGAAGUUGAGGAGAAGAAAAAGAAGGAGAAAUCCAAGGACACAGAAGGAAAAGAUGAAGAAAAAUCUAAGGAGAAGAAGAAGAAGAAAGAUAAGGAUGGGAAAGAGAAGGAGAAGAACCCUGAAGAUAACAAAGAUCCUGUUAAACUGAGGGCAAAGCUUGGAAAACUAGACUCCAAGAUGCAGGCACUUACGGCUAAGAGAGAGGAGAUAUUGAAGCUGCUUCAAGAAGUUGAAACCAAGCCAAGUGAAAGUAAUGAGCCCGCAGUUGGCCUCGUCACAGGUUAACUAUUUUAUUUUAUAUCAUUUGUAUCAUUUGUAUCACUCCUCCAUAUGUAUUUACACUGUAAUUUGGAGAGUGGGUAUUUAAUUUUGCCAGCUUUAGAUUGUUGGCUGUAUAUUGACUCAUAGUAAAAUGAGAUGUAUAAUAUAUUAACUACUAGAGACUCUUUAUUAUUGAUUUGAACUUUAUAAUC
This is a messenger RNA of Lotus japonicus, 684 nucleotides long. RefSeq names its product protein PXR1. The record is from RefSeq and is a predicted model, not a curated record. The transcript is spliced from 2 exons. NCBI's taxonomy places the organism in Eukaryota, Viridiplantae, Streptophyta, Magnoliopsida, Fabales, Fabaceae. Bases 89 to 496 code for a protein of 135 amino acids.